AUGGCCGACUUCUGGCGUCUCUGGCGCUGUUGAAUGGAGAAAGCUUUAUUGUUCCCUUCGGGCAGGAGUGUUCGUGUCCUCUAUGGCGCUGUCAAUAAAGAACGGCAGUUUGAAUCGGUGCUGAACAGGAGCAGACCAGUCUAGUCUGGAAGACACGAAGAAGACGCGUCCUCUGGGCAGAGCUGGCGCAAUGGAGCUCCCUAAUUACAGCCGGCAGCUGCUGCAGCAGCUCUAUACGCUGUGCAAGGAGCAGCAGUUCUGUGACUGCACCAUCUCCAUUGGCACCAUCUACUUCAGGGCCCACAAACUUGUCUUGGCCGCUGCCAGCCUCCUCUUCAAAACCCUGCUGGACAACACAGACACCAUCUCCAUCGAUGCCUCAGUGGUGAGCCCUGAGGAGUUUGCACUCUUGUUAGAAAUGAUGUACACUGGCAAACUACCUGUGGGCAAGCACAACUUCUCCAAAAUCAUCUCUUUGGCUGACAGCCUACAGAUGUUUGAUGUGGCUGUUAGUUGUAAAAACCUCCUGACCAGCCUUGUGAACUGCUCUGUUCAGGGUCAGGUGGUGAGGGAUGUCUCCGUGCCCUCCUCAGAGUCACUAAGGAAGGAAUCCGAGAAGCCUGAAGUCGAAAUCCUUUCCUCUGCGGCGACAGGAGAGCUGCAGUCCUCCCUCGAGGUUUCUGCCCCUCCGGGGAUCCCGGUGAAAGCCGAGACUGAGGAACCUGUCCCUGCUGUUGCACAGGAGAUGAGUGUGGGUCCUUCCCCGGCCCAGGAGAUUCGGGACAGUGCGGGCAUGUCAGUGGAGCCCCCUCAUCCUGCUGAAGUCUGUGUCCCCGCCCCUGUAACUCGUAAGGAGGCACAGCAGGCAAGCGCAGAGCCAGAAUAUGAGAGGAAACGCUACCAGCUGAAUUUUCUUAUAGAAAAUGAAGACCUCUUCUCCAGUGUACUCUUGAUUACCCAGGAUGUUUUAAAAAGACUAGAAGAGUGUUCAGAAAUUAAGGGUGCACAGAAGGAGGCCAUAAUGGGGUGUCUUGAGGGUGAAGGAGGACCUUCCACAUUCCAAAGAAUCCUGGAUAAAGUAAGAGAGGAGAGCCUGGAUGUUCAGACUGUUGUGUCACUGUUGAGGCUGUACCAAGAUUCGAAUUCCUCGGUGAAGAGGGCACUGGUAGACAGGAAACUGGAAGGUGUGGAGGCAGAGCCGUCGAAAGGGAGCACAGAGGAGGGAAAGACCUUGUCUGUUCUGUUACUAGAACACAAAGAGGACCUGAUCCAGUGUGUAACACAGCUGAGACCUAUUACGGAGUUCCUGGAAACUGCCAAGGAGGAAUUCCUGACUGGCACCGAGAAAAAGGUGAUUCUGAAUUGCUGUGAGGGCGGAACACCCAAGGAGACAAUAGAAAAUUUGUUGCACAGAAUGUCAAAAGAGAAGACUCUGACUGCUGAGAGUUUGGUAAAACUCCUCCAGGCUGUGACGAAGUCAUUCCCAAACUUGGGCCUUCUGCUGGAGAAUUUGCAGGAAAUGGCCACUUUACCAAGCACCGCAGUCCAAGCAAGCCCUGAUGAUUAUGGGACUGAGCUAUUGAGACGGUAUCACGAAAACCUCUCUGAGAUUUUCACAGACAACCAGAUGUUACUAAAAAUGAUCUCACAUGUGAAGAGUUUAGCCCCUGGAGAAAGAGAGGUCAUGGAGAAGCUUGUGGAACGUGAUGCUGGUUCAGGUGGCUUCAGUUCCCUGGUGUCCGCAGUCCUAGAAAAGCAGACUCUCUCUGCCACGGCCCUUUGGCAGGUACUGCUGGUGGCUCAGGAGACAAAGACCUGCCCGCUGAAACUGCUUGUGGAGGAGAUCCGCAGGGACCCUGGCGCUGAGGCUUUCCUCCGGGCGGUGACCGCCCCAGAAAGUGCGGCCCUAGUAACCAUCCUGAGGCAUCACACGUCCAUCCUAGAGGCCAUCAAGCACAGCACCGAGGUCAAGGGCCUCACCUCAGAGGAGGAGCACCUGGCAGAGGCUGUCAAAGAGAUUCUGAGCAUUUCCUCUGAGACAGCCAGCCCUGAAGCUUCCCUGAGAGCAGUGCUGAGCAGAGCCACGGAAAAAUCCGUCUCAGCUGUUGAAAUAUGUCACCUCCUGUGCCGCGUCCAAGGUUCUUCCCCGGGCCUGCAGCCUGUCAUGCAGGAGUUGGCACGCAUGGGUUUCCUCACUCAGGAAGAUGGUGAGAAAGAACACUGGAAGGUGAAUGAUAAACUUUACCUUGAAGCCACUGACAAAGCUGAGGGAAAGACAGCCAAGCCAGGUGAAGAAGAAUGCCAGUCUGGGAAGCAGGACCAUCCAGGAGAGACUGGCUCCGUGCCAGAACCAUCCGAGAAAGACACUUCCGCCCCCCCAGACUCUGCCAAAAAGAGCUUCGUCUGUCAGGCCUGUGACAAAAGCUUCCACUUCUACUGCCGCCUGAAAGUGCACAUGAAGCGCUGCCGGGUGGCCAAGAGCAAGCAGGUGCAGUGUAAGGACUGCAGCGAGACCAAGGAGUCCAGGAAGGAGCUGGAGAAGCAUCAGCUGGAGGCCCACGGUGCAGCUGCAGAGGCUGACGCCCCCAAGAAGAAGAAAAAGAGGCUUCCAGUGACGUGUGACCUCUGUGGAAGAGAAUUUGCUCACGCCUCAGGCAUGCAGUACCACAAGCUGACCGAGCACUUCGACGAGAAGCCUUUCUCCUGUGAAGAGUGUGGGGCAAAGUUCGCAGCCAAUUCCACCCUGAAGAACCACCUGCGCCUGCACACGGGGGACCGCCCGUUCAUGUGCAAGCACUGCCUCAUGACCUUCACCCAGGCGUCCGCCCUGGCCUACCACACCAAGAAGAAGCACUCGGAAGGAAAGAUGUACGCAUGCCAGUACUGUGACGCCGUCUUUGCCCAGUCCAUCGAGCUGUCCCGCCACGUGCGGACCCACACUGGGGACAAGCCAUAUGUCUGCAGGGAUUGUGGCAAGGGCUUCCGGCAGGCCAACGGCCUCUCCAUCCACCUGCACACUUUUCAUAACAUCGAAGACCCUUAUGACUGCAAGAAGUGCAGGAUGAGCUUCCCCACGCUGCAGGAUCACCGCAAGCACAUCCACGAGGUGCACUCUAAGGAGUACCACCCCUGCCCCACGUGCGGGAAGAUCUUCAGCGCCCCUUCCAUGCUGGAGCGGCACAUGGUGACCCACGUCGGCGGGAAGCCCUUCAGCUGUGGGAUCUGCAACAAGGCCUACCAGCAAUUGUCUGGCUUGUGGUACCACAACCGGACCCACCAUCCUGAUGUGUUUGCUGCUCAGAACCAUCGAUCUUCCAAGUUCUCAUCACUCCAGUGCAGCUCCUGUGACAAAACGUUUUCCAACACCAUUGAACACAAGAAGCACAUCAAAGCGGAGCACGCAGAUAUGAAGUUCCACGAAUGUGACCAGUGCAAGGAGCUCUUCCCCACGCCAGCCUUGCUGCAGGUUCACAUCAAGUGCCAGCACUCAGGCUCGCAGCCCUUCAGGUGCCUGUACUGCGCAGCGACCUUCCGCUUCCCUGGCGCCCUGCAGCACCACGUCACCACCGAGCACUUCAAGCAGUCGGAGAACACCUUCCCCUGCGAGCUCUGUGGGGAGCUCUUCACCUCCCAGGCCCAGCUGGACAGCCACUUGGAGUCUGAACACCCAAAGGUGACGGACACUGGCACCCAAGCAGCAGCCCCACAGGUGGUGCAGGUGAUCCAAACCCCAGAGCCAGCUGCCCCGGCGGAACAGGUGAUCACACUGGAAGAGACCCAGCUGGCUGGCUCGCAGGUGUUCGUGACGUUGCCAGACGCGCAGACAUCCCAGAGCAGCUCUGAGCUGGUGGCCGUGACUGUGGAGGAUUUGCUGGACGGUACAGUGACCCUGAUCUGUGGCGAGGCCAAGUGAGGGGCUCUGGGCUGGUGGAGGGCCCGCACUUGGGCAGACACGGCGCCCUUGCUUGCCCUGGCCCUCUGUCCUUGGCCAUCCUGACGGCGAGUGUCCUAGCCCAGCAGCCACAGUGUCUCCCUGGGGAAACAGACCUAAGCGCCGUGGUUCUCACAGACGCGGCGGCAGCUGAAUCUGGGCACCACCCUCCCCGUCCCCAGGAGGCAGGCCUGCUUUCCCACUGCUGCCGCUGUGGCCGCUGUGGCCCGCGCCCCCAGGAGGAGUGUGGCUUCCGAGAUAGUCUGAGUGAGCAGUGGCGUGGAGCUGGGCGCCGGCGCCCUUCGCACGGCAGCUGCUGGUGGGGCUGACGUGCCACCAGCCCUUCGGCCACUUGAAGAUCGAGGAGGCACCAACAGCCCCUCCAAGGACCGGGCUGUGCGCACACGUGGCCCCUUCCUCAUUUCUGUCAUCCACCAGCUGUGGGUGGCCCAGCCCCCUGGUGCUGGCAGUGGGCCGGGUAGGCGCGUCAGCACAGGGAGCCCACGUGUCUGGGUUGGCUGCUUUGUCGUUGCUGUCAGCAAAGCCUUUGGGGUGUUUCUGUGGGGGAGUUCAGUGUGACGCCAUCCAGCUACAAGACAGUUUCUGCCUUUCUGGCAUGUGCUUCAUGGCGUUCUACACACAAAGGCUGGCUCCUGCAGCCUUUCCUUGUUAUCCUCUUCCCCUUUCCCUAAUCAAAGCCUAAACUUCUGUCUGGCCCGAGAGCCUUGCCCGUCAGCCUUGCCCCUCGCUCUGAAGCAAGUCAGGUGGGAAUGACCCAGCGUUGUGCCUGUCGGCCGCCGUCCCCCACAUGGCCUUCUGCGCCUCCGGAGGGCCUGCUGUCUGAGCUCUCCAGGCUGCACUGCCACUGUGGGUCAGUGGUCCUGUGGAGUGUGACUUUCACAUCCUUUUUAUCUUCAGUUUCUAAAAUAUAAUCUCAUAAUUAAUGGUUUGUGGGAUUCACUAUGAAGUGCAAUUAAAUGGAUGUAGGUUCCCGCCAUUUAGAGGGAAUGAGGAGUGUUUAUCUUCCUUUUCCUGAGCUGACACCAGAGCAUGAAGCCUGCUGGUGUUGUAUUUACAUUCCAGUGGGACUCUGCUGUCACUCAUGUGGCGUGGCCUCCUGCAGAGGGCAGUGCCCCAUUUGAUCACUCAGCCUCAAGCUCCAGGCUGGUAGAAGAUAAGCCUACACCCCGGACACCUCGCAUGGCCAGGUACCCGUGGGGUGGCAGGUCAUUUGGAUCAUCAUGGGGACUUCUGUUGUGCCCCAAACCACUGGAAGGCUGAAGGUGGAAGCUUAACACUGCCAGCAUGCUCGCUGCCUGCCAUCCUGCUCGGCGGCCUCGCCCAGGCAGCCCCUCCCCCAGGGGGGCCCAGUUUUCAUAGGCAGAUCACUGGAGCCUGUCAGCUCGGGGCUUUCCCAUUCAAGUAAAUGAAGUUUUCAAAGGAAAGAUGGCCUCAAAAGCCGAAAACUGACCAGAAGAUGGUGCUCAAACCUUUAAGACUUCGCUUCCACGUGAAGCUUCCACCAGGCUGCUCUAUCUUAGGUUUCUCAGUCAUGAGAGCUGUCAGACCUGGACAGCACUGGUCUGCAGGUGGCCACGUAAAAUCCAUUGUUCGGCCUCAAGGCCCAAGUCCAGCAGAGAGGAAUGCAGCCCCGCCCAAGCCACGGUCCUUGGUGGGAACUGCGUUGUCAUCAAAUCUUUCCCAGCCCAAGCCCAAAAUAAACAAGAAAUUAAAUGCUGAGGGUCUGUAGGAGAAAGCGUCAGAUGGAGACCCAGAUGUGGCAGGAUUGGCUUCCCUCAGCAUCUCAGACCACAGCUUGCCACGUGGCGGGCGAGCAGAGCAGUCAGACCUGCCGCUGGGUGGCCUCUCGCCCCCGCGUACUCGGCCAGAGGCACGGCCCUGUGCUCUUCCCUUCAGGAGAGCGGGAGGGCCAGCCCGACUUGGCCUUUGCUCUGAGUGGGCCUUUGUGGCAGGCUCUGCUGGCAGUGAUUUUAUACCAAGUUGCUCACUAGAGACACCCAGUGUGGAUUUUGUUGUAGGAAGAUUUUUUUCUAGCUCUCUGGGACUGUUCUGCGUUUUUCUUCCACUUCUGCCCAAGACACCAUCGGAAUCGCUACCACAGCGCCAUCGUGGCGGUCUCCUUUGUCCUGCAUCCCGUGCUCUCAUGGUGGGGGUCUCGUUGCCGUGGGUGCUGUUCUGUGGUCUCCAGCCAGAACCCUGAAACCUUUGUGGCAACGAGGGACGUGGAGGGUCUUUGGGGCACGUGGAUGUAUCUGGUGGAGCCCCAAGGCUUCUCUGUUCCCAGGCUGCUGAAGCCGCCUGUGAGGAGGGAAAAGCAGCAGAUUCCAAGCUGGAGUCUUAAUUCUGUGGGAACAGAAUUUACACCUUAGAAAGCGAGGCAGCAGCUGAGGAUUCAAGAGCAAGGAUUACUGUAGGAGAUGAACUUGGAACUUGGGACCUGAGGGCCAGGAAAGCGGCAGAGACGGCGAUUUCAUCUGGCCUGUCUCGUCUCUCGCCAGCUUUGUGAAUACUGGCUGCCCCUGGUGGCUCAAAUCCUCACUGAGGACCAUCUGCCUCCCCCUGCCACCCAGCACAGGCCACACAUCAGCCUCAUCCUACAGGAGUGAGUGGGGAGACGAGAUCCCUGUCUGGGCCAGAUAGGUAGGCACCCAGAGUCGGGAAAUGGGAGAUGGGUCCGAGGAGUCCCUGUCUCACCCCAGGUGGUGUUGCGGUCACCCCAAGUGGAUGCCUUAUUGGUGCGGAAGAAGGGCGGUGCCUUUACUGCGCGUGUGCCUGAGGCGCACGCCCGGACUGAGGGGCAGAGCUGCCACGCUUGGGUGGCGCGGUUCCGGCUGAGCCAGAAUUCUGUGCAGCGGGGCUGCAGGGAGAAGCAGUGGCAGGGAGACUCGGGGAGCUUUGGUCAGUCCGUGGGGAGACUCGGGGAGCUUUGGUCAGUCUUCCGAAGGAACAUUGGCAGCUGCAGCCCUUCUCUGCUGGCCCAGUGUAUCCCGGGGUAUUUGGGAGGUGGGAGAAAACAGAAGUCAGAGAAAGCUCUGGGUUGAAAAGGAGUGUGGGGGCAAGUUGGCCAUUGUUCUGUUGUCAGGGAAAGCGGUGUGCCGGUGGAACUUGGGCCAAAGGCUCAUAGCAGCCAGAGCCCCAAAAUUUGCUACCUACAGCCUGGCCUGGAAGGGGCGUCUGUGCUUUGGGGAUAUAUGGGUGCAGGGCGCAUAUUAUGCGCUGGGCUAAUUUAGAUCAUUUCCAAAUCAUGGGAAUGUUCACGGCCUCCUUUCCCAAGGCCAACCCCACCUGCUCCCACCCUGGGCAGGACAUCGAGCAGCACGUGAUGCUAUAUAAAUUGAUUACAACCAUUACUCGUUUUCAGCUGGCAUUACUCUAUAUAAAUAAAAUAUGUGUCUUGAAAGAAAUGAUGCUGCCUGAGUUUCAGACGGACUGUGACGACAUGGGCCUGUUUUCUCUCGGGUGCUGGGCAGCAGUUGGCAUCCCUGGGGUGAGGGGCUGACGGGAGCUCUCUGUCAAGCCAAGUCGCAUUUCCUAAACCUUCCCCUGAGACAUGAGCGCCGCGCAAGGUCUAGGAGACGGCCUUGGUGGCAGACCUGGCACA
Molecule: messenger RNA, 7553 nt
Organism: Condylura cristata (star-nosed mole)
Lineage: Eukaryota; Metazoa; Chordata; Mammalia; Eulipotyphla; Talpidae
Gene: ZBTB40
Product: zinc finger and BTB domain containing 40
Exons: 18
Coding region: 191-3913 (1240 amino acids)
Biological process (GO): regulation of transcription by RNA polymerase II
Cellular component (GO): nucleus
Molecular function (GO): RNA polymerase II cis-regulatory region sequence-specific DNA binding; protein binding; DNA-binding transcription factor activity, RNA polymerase II-specific
Source: RefSeq, a predicted model, not a curated record